Molecule: messenger RNA, 2879 nt
Organism: Lates calcarifer (barramundi perch)
Lineage: Eukaryota; Metazoa; Chordata; Actinopteri; Centropomidae
Product: dual specificity protein phosphatase 7
Exons: 3
Coding region: 376-1485 (369 amino acids)
Biological process (GO): negative regulation of MAPK cascade; protein dephosphorylation
Cellular component (GO): cytoplasm; cytosol
Molecular function (GO): MAP kinase tyrosine/serine/threonine phosphatase activity; protein tyrosine/threonine phosphatase activity
Source: RefSeq, a predicted model, not a curated record
AGAAAAAAAACCUCCCCGUGCAUCGGAAUGGUAAAACGAGAAUGUGCAUGGAGGACACUGGGUACGGUGUGGAGUAGUUGAAGUUGAUGAAGAGAUUGCCGGCUCUAAAACAUCCAUAUUUAAACUUGUGCCUCGUGAAUUAAAGUGUAAAUAGGUCUCCAUUAGUCCUGGGGCAGGUCAGACUCACUGAUGGAAACAGAGAAGAGGAAAAGAGGGAAAUCUCUUCGCUCAGACAGAAGCGCCAUGCACUGGCGGGGCAACAUUUAACGCUUCUUUUUUCUCUCUUUUUUCUCGGGUGAAAUGUAGUUUAAUCAUCGUGUGAUGGAUCAUGUAGUAAGUGUUUGCGCUUGCAUGUAGAAUGAUAUUGUGUCCGAUAUGUCUAAUGUGACGCCGAGUAAAAACGUGGAAUGGCUGCAACUCGAGUUAGUGUCCGGAGGCACUUCUCUGCUCCUGCUGGACUGCCGUUCACAUGAGCUUUAUGAAUCAUCCCACAUAGAGACCGCCAUAAACCUGGUCAUACCGGGGCUGAUGCUGCGGAGGUUUAAAAAGGGCAACAUACCUAUCCGGACUAUUAUCCCCAACCAUGAGGAUAAAGAGAAGUUCAUAAGACGGUGCAAGACGGACACGGUCGUCCUUUACGAUGAGUGCACCUUGGACUGGCAGGACAGCGGAGCUCCGACGUCGGUUUUGGGUCUACUUCUUCAAAAACUCUGGGAGGACGGCUGCAAAGCGUAUUACUUGGAAGGUGGAUUUGUAAAGUUCCACACAGAGUACCCAGAACACUGUGAGACCCUCAUUGACAGCUCCUGUCCCAGUUCCUCUCCUCCGCUCUCCGUCCUGGGCUUUGGAAAUCUGCGGAUCAGCUCAGACUGUUCAGAUGGGGAGUCUGACCGAGAGCCUAGCAGCGCCACCGAGUCUGAGGAGAGCCCCAUCCCCAGCAAUCAGCCUGCCUUCCCUGUCCAGAUCCUGCCCUACCUUUACCUGGGCUGCGCCAAAGACUCCACUAACCUAGACGUGCUGGGCCAGUACAACAUAAAGUACAUCCUGAACGUCACACCCAAUCUCCCCAACAUGUUUGAGCAUGACGGCCACUUCAGGUACAAACAGAUUCCCAUUUCGGACCACUGGAGUCAGAACCUGUCCCAGUUCUUCCCAGAGGCCAUAUCAUUUAUAGAUGAGGCUCGAUCAAAGCAGUGUGGCAUCCUGGUCCACUGCUUGGCCGGCAUCAGUCGCUCAGUCACAGUCACCGUGGCCUACCUGAUGCAGAGACUCAACCUUUCUCUCAACGACGCUUAUGACUUCGUCAAGAGGAAGAAGUCCAACAUUUCCCCGAACUUCAACUUCAUGGGUCAGCUUCUGGACUUUGAGAGGACGCUGGGGCUUCACAGUCCCUGUGACAACCGCUCUACCAGCGAGGAACAGCUCUUCUUCACCACACCAACCAAUCACAACGUCUUCCAGCUGGACACACUGGAGUCAACAUGAGGAUCAAUCAGAAAGCUUUUUUGUUUCGUUUUUUUUUUUUUUUUUUUUUUUUUUGUCGUUGUUGUUUCCUGUGGUGUCUGAGGUUUUCUGAACCUGUCAGAUGCCUAAUUAGCUGACACAGGCAGUAAGUCAUUUACACAAUUUCUGCACCAAAAGGAACUAUAGUGAUUUGUUAAAGGAACAGCGCCCAUAUGCAGAGAACAUGCUCCAUUAGAUCAAGUCUCAAUGCCUUAAUAUCUAACACAAGGAUGAAUUUUGCUAUCCACCAACACAUGGCAUUAAUGAAUGGUCAUGUACAGCCACAAUAGCAGGACAUUUCAUAACUUUUCUAUUAAAUCUAGGAUUGUUGUUUGACUGUUACUUGUUAUUCACCAGCUGUAAAGUGGAUGUUAAUGUAUUUCUUUGUAUUAGUCAUGAUUAUUGCCUUGAUGGUAUAAAAGGAGUCUCUUUUGCCAAUCAGAAUGUUUUCUGUGGACCAAUCUGAGAUGUUACAAUGGUACUUUAGCAGAGGAAAAUAAGCUACUACAGUGAUCCGGCUUUGAAUUAUCAUCCAGUUUAAUGACUGUUUGUGGUUCUCUUGCAGAAGAAUGAGGUGACCAUUGAGUGCAGCUUUUCUUUUGCUUUUAGUCAGAAUACCAUAACUAAUAUCUUGUAAACACUGGGGUGUUAGGUAAGUGGCCACAUGUUGCAUAAUAUCAAAUUCUACAGAAACCCUCCUGUACAUUCCAUUGCCUAUAACUGCAUUAUUUGCAUGUGAUUAUGUUCUACCAAGGACAUUGCUUUGUAACAUUUAGGUCAUAUUGCCUAUUAUUGUUGAGGCCUUGACCGUACCUUAAAAUGAAACUGAACUAGAUGACGAGGUGUAGUGUAUAGGAGUGAUAUUUGGCCACCAGUGAAAGAACAACAUGUAAGUAAUGAGUGUGUAAAGGAAUGGAUGUCCACCUUAUUAUUUUACUCUUGACAGUCUUCAGCCUGCAGCUACUUCCUUCCGUGGCACAAUAAUGUUUUAAGGGAAAUGCGAUGUGUAAUUAGCUGUUCUCUAUUGCCAGUCUCGUCUCAGAACAAAUGAGUGAGUUCAAUGUAUGAAGAGGGCAUGAAAGGAAACGAGUUUGACUAAUGUGUUCUUACCUCACAGAGAGACAUUUUCAGGGAUUUUUAUACAAGGCAUCUGUAGCUCGUCAUGGCCUCUUAAAGUGCAUCUAAGGGCUGUUUUGUUUGGUAUGUUUGUAAAGAUGUACAUAAAAAUGUGGUUGUUAUAGGGACAUUUUCUCAAAAUCAUGAAGAAUGCGAAAGUGAUCCUAUUUUGACCCUCAUGUAAAGUAUAUGUAAAACUAAAUGUCCAAGACAUUCUGUACAAGUUUAUACAACAAAUAUAUUGUAUAUUUUUACUUGAA